Molecule: messenger RNA, 1730 nt
Organism: Pygocentrus nattereri (red-bellied piranha)
Lineage: Eukaryota; Metazoa; Chordata; Actinopteri; Characiformes; Serrasalmidae
Gene: rnaset2l
Product: ribonuclease T2, like
Exons: 10
Coding region: 121-915 (264 amino acids)
Biological process (GO): RNA catabolic process
Cellular component (GO): extracellular region
Molecular function (GO): ribonuclease T2 activity; RNA binding
Source: RefSeq, a predicted model, not a curated record
AAAUGGAACUUUCACCUGCAGUGUGGCUUGUUUCACUUCAGUUUUGCUUUGCAGCAACCCUUGAAAAGGGAAACGAUUCUGACACUGUUUUCUGAUUCCCCAGAAGUGUGCAGCAUUAUCAUGGCCUGCUGUAAAUCAUCUUUCAUCUGGAUUUGCUCCACUGCUCUACUGAUCGGAUGGGUUCUCACACAGGGUCCAGAAGCCCACUGGACCACUAGUGAAACAAUUCAGUCUUGCAACUGGACAUGCAUGAUUUUCACAAUGCAGUGGCCAGGGAGCUUCUGUCUGAGCCUUGAACAUAAAAAUAUCUGCAAGAUACCAGAAAACAUCCGGAACUGGACCAUCCAUGGCCUGUGGCCUGAGCACACUCAGGGCUGCUGUUCUUGUUGGCAAAUAUAUCACUCCCAUCUUCAGGAGCUGGAGCCUGAACUCUCUCAGCUUUGGCCAUCACUGGUUAAAACAAAGAGCUGCUUUGGUUUCUGGAGAGACGAAUGGUUUAAACACGGAACAUGUGCAGCCUGUGUGGAGAGCAUGGGUUCUCCAGCGGAUUAUUUCAGAACCUCACUCAAGCUCCGCACGCUCUUCGACAUUGAUAAUGCCCUCACCAAUGCAGGCAUCAAGCCUUCCUGCAACAUCUCCUACAAGCAUGAGGAUGUGCAUGCUGCUCUGGGGCCGUUCCUUGGAGACAAUUAUGUCUUACAGUGUGUGAAGGAUGAGAAGGAGCGAGAGGCAUGGGUGCAGCUCAAGAUCUACAUCUCUAAGAACAUCACUCUCGGAUGCCACAAAGAGGAAAAGGAGCGCAUACAAAAGGUUGCCAAGGCCACAAACACCUCUUUAGGACACCCAUGUCCCAAGAACAGCACCUUCUUCUACUUCCCAAUAGACUAUGAGCAUCCCAAACAACCCUGCAUCUGAACAUGGCAGCUUAUAAGAAGCAUCAGCUGGAAGGAAGCCAAGGCAUAAAGUCUCAAUUCUGAUGAGCAUUUAUGCAGGUGAUUUACAGUAAUAAAGCAGCAUUAACAAUUGCUGCAAAGCAAAAAUAUGAGCAAGAAGAAACCACGUGCAGCUUUUUUACAUCCACAGUACCUGCCUACCCGGAGAAAAGAAAUAUUCUCAAUGAGAUCUCUUGAUCUCAGGUACUUCUCCUAGACAGAGUUAAGUCCAGUCUGAAGUCAGUGUGAGACAAAUCAUUUUCUGAUGGUUCUAAAAUUUGGCUCCUGAGAAAUAACCCUCAGAUUUUCUCACUUUGAUCAAAAUGUAAUACAUUAACUCUUUUGAGUCUGACAAACCCAGUCUCAGCUGAAUAUUUCCAUAAGUUUGAGGAUCUCAUUGUUUUUCAUAUAAAACUCAAUUCUAUGUCACAGAACAUUUUCAGGACUCCAUCAGUGUACAAGGACAACUCAUUUUUCUCCAUUAUCACCAGAACUUCUUAAAAGUGAAAUGCUGAUGUUAAGGGGUUUAGGAAAAACAAUUGAGACAUCAAUGAUCCUUCAUUAAUAUAAUAUUGAGAUCUGCUUUAUUAUUCUAACACAAUCUUAAUCAUUUUCCCCUCUGGGUAAUUAAAGAAAAAUUCAUGUAAGCAAUAAAGAAUAUAGUACAACAUUACAAAUUUCACAAUUUAUUGACAUGGAAUCAGUUUGUCCAAAAGCAAGUCUCUACACCAAAGACAGAAUUAUAUCCACUAAAACAACACUGAAUAAUAUUUAAAAAAAAAAAAAAAAAAAAAAAAA